GAGACCUCUAGCGGUGAGUUCAGACGACCGGUUUCAUCGGGUCGAUACACGGCGCCAAGUGACAGCUGCUGCAGACGACCCUCUCUUGCUGCCAGACAGUCGUGUGUUGGACGCUGAGCUGCGAGGGUGUGUGCACGCCUUCUCUACAGGGGCUGUGGGUGCACGGUGAUAUAUUGGAGCGAGUUAUUUUUUCGUUUUGGAUUUGAAGUGCGGGGAUGACUGGGAUUUGGAGAGGUGGUGAUCUCUGAUUGCGAGGGCACAUUUUCGCGCCCGUCCUUUCGUCUCCCUUUUGCGGUUAUUAUGCCUCGCUUUGUCUUUGUUUACAACUUUGAUGAUACGAGUAAUUUGCUCAGACUGAAGUGCCCGGAAGCGUAGCAGGAAGGAAUAGAUUUUUUAAAUGAUAAAGCGAUCGAGUUUCAAAAGUACAAAAAGAAAUAUUUGAAAAAAAAAAAUCUCUCUCCCCAACCCUUUCAUCUGACUUCAAGAAAUUACAAACAACAACAUGGCCAGCGCUGCAGGAACCCAGUCAAUGCAGCAACAGCAGCAACAACAACAGCAGCAGCAGCAUUUACAACAACACAUGCAACAGCAGCACCUACAGCAGCAUAUGCAACAACAGCAGCAGCAGCAGCAACAGCAGCAGUCACAGCAGCAGCACCAACAUAAGCGUCAGCCUUCAUGCAAGACCAAAAGCGGGUCUGCUGACUAUGCCAAUGUCAGGACCCUAGAAUCAUCACAGACCCAGAUCUUGGAGAGGAUGGUCGGAGAUCGUGUGUGCGUCACCAGGCCCGAGGAGGACCGCAGGAGAAGAACAAUCAUCGUCGAGAAGGAGAAUGGCUCAUUCGGGUUCACGAUACAG
Penaeus monodon (black tiger shrimp) is the source of this 859-nucleotide messenger RNA. RefSeq names its product microtubule-associated serine/threonine-protein kinase 1-like (gene ssp6). Gene Ontology annotation, molecular function: protein binding. Lineage: Eukaryota; Metazoa; Arthropoda; Malacostraca; Decapoda; Penaeidae. The record is from RefSeq and is a predicted model, not a curated record.